Molecule: messenger RNA, 1166 nt
Organism: Punica granatum (pomegranate)
Lineage: Eukaryota; Viridiplantae; Streptophyta; Magnoliopsida; Myrtales; Lythraceae
Source: RefSeq, a predicted model, not a curated record
CAAAUAAAUACCAUUCCAUCUCCCUCUCCCCCUCACACAACCUUAAUAGAGUUUCCUUUCACUUGUAUAUUCACUAUUCCAUUCCUUAUUUUCCAUAUAGAAAAGAUGGUGAAGCUAGUCCUACUCUCCCUCCUUGUGGCCUUCUUCCUCCUCCAAUGCGGCACGACAUCAGCCCAGCCUGCUCAGGCUCCAGCGCCAGCAGGCCCCGAUAACAUCACCAAGGUCCUUGAGAAGGCCGGCCAAUUCACCGUGUUUCUCAAGCUGAUGAAGAGCACCGCUGUGGCUGACCAGAUCAAUGCCCAGCUCAACAACUCCAACAAUGGCCUCACGGUCUUCGCCCCGACCGAUAAUGCGUUUGCGAGCCUCCGGUCUGGCACCCUCAACUCGCUCUCCAACGAGGACCAGGUCGAACUGAUCCAGUUCCACGUCAUUCCGAACUUCCUCUCGACGGCACAGUUCCAGACGGUGAGCAACCCACUGAGGACGCAGGCUGGCGGAAGCGGCGAUUAUGAGUUCCCCAUGAACAUCACCACCUCGGGAAACCAGGUGAACGUCUCCACUGGGGUCACCAACGCGGCAGUUGAUAACACCAUCUUCUCCGACGGCCAGUUGGCUGUCUAUCAGGUCGACCAGGUCUUGCUUCCAAUGAGCAUCUUCGGUGCCAAACCCCCCGCACCGGCUCCGGCACCCGCCAAGUCCAAGAAGAAGAGCGCAGCCGCUACCACAGAAGGGCCUGCAGCAGAUAGUGCCCCCGUCGAUGCAUCAGAAGCGGUGAAAUCGAGCACAAGUUACUGGCUGGUGAUCAUCGGGGCGAUGUUGAUUGGGAAGUUUUACUUGUGACAUGGGAAAGGUGAAGUGACGUGGGAUCUAAGAAUGUGAAAUUUUGCCUUAUGGUAUGAGAAUUUGGUGAAUGGGAGUGGAGGUGAAUUCGUUUGAAUAAUUGCAUGUCAUUUGGGUGUCAAAGUGUAGUAUGAGAGAAAUUGUGAUGAGGGCAAACAGAUGUCAAGUCUGAGUCUUGUGCUUCUUCUGUUCUCUCUCUCUCUCUCUCUUUUCUUUUCCUUCAUUGUUUUUUUCUUUUUCAUUUUUUAUGUAUUGGAAAUUUUAAGGCUUUUCUUUUUUGUUUGGUAUUAUGUCUAAAGCAAUGAUGUCUUCCUUUUUAGUCUUUU